AAGAAGAUAAAGCAGUCUGUUUACGGUUGUUAAAUUAGAGUUGGCGGUUGUAGUUUUCUUUUGUGGCCAAGCUGAAGAAGAUAUCUGGCAUGCAGGGCGUUUGCAGUAAAAACGCUUAAUUUGUUCGGUAUUUUAACAUAUUUGUUGCUCUUUGGGAGACUGUCCUGUCUUUGCAGCAUCAUGGCAUCUGGAGGAAUUUCUCUCAUCAACAUGUCAUAUUGGGAAUGUGGUAAAAGGAGGAUGCGAUUCUUGUAUCUUACAAACAACAACUCGUUUAAUGUUGCCAAACCAAGCACAAACGUGGAUCAGAUGAUACCUCUCUUUCUUGGAGCUGAUCUGUUCUCAGACACCAAUGUUCGCAGUGAAAACCAGUCCAGAUACCAUGCAAAAUUUGCUAAACGAGGGUUGGCAACCAAACUGGUUUUCCCAUCAGACUACAGAUUCCAAGGACUGCGACUCCCUUAUGCCAACAACAGUCUGUGGUUCUAUAGUGUUCAUGGAGUUUUUCGAGUGGCAUUUGAACUGUAUAGCAAACAAGAUCAGCUCUUAGUUAUGGAGUCGUUUCAGGAUCUAUGGAAAUCUCGAAUAAAUGACAACAACUUAAACAUGACCUAUCAUCUUGGUGCCCAGGAUGUUCAACCCCAAAAUGAUCAAGAGGCGCAAACAAUUUUGGAAAAUAAUAGAACAUGUUCAUCAUACCAAGCCUAUCGUCGGUCUGGCGAAGUAGAAACAAACUUCUUUCCUAUAGCCACAGAUCAGUCAGAUAUUUCAUCAUCUUCAGACCAUGACUACUGUUCCUCAGAGCAAACAAACAUAAGCCAGUCUAAUUUACUUGCACAGAAACUUCAAAGCCUAGGGGAAAAAGUGAAGUUAUUUACAAGUAUUGAAGCAGAACAUUUAAAUACUGCCACAAAGGUCCUGGACUGUGUUGAAUACUGCAUUACUGGGAUGAUUGAUGAGGAAAAACUGAUGGAAACUGUGAUGGCCCUGUUCCAGACUCAUUUUCAGAGCUACUCCAUCUACUCAAGCAGUCUGCUGAAGGCUGUGGCAGGUUGGCUUGGCCAGCAGUUCAAUGCAGCCAACAGCACCAUUAGCCACCGGGUUGAAGGUUUUAAGGCCCAACACAUUGAGCACAUUACAAACCUGCCACCUCCAGAGGAGCUGGCUACUGAACUUUUCCCAGAGGCAAUGCGAAAUCUUCUUGCACACUGGAUGGGUCUGAGUGACGAGGCAGAAAACUGGAAAAGACACAGCGAAUACCCCAUUUUAUUACUUAUUCUAGAAUUUGCUAAUCACAAUCUUAUCACAGGAGUAGCUCAUGUUUUGUAUUCCAGUCUUAUAUGCAAAUAAGUAUACUUCGAUGUAGGUUACAUAUACAUUACAUAUCAUUUGGUCGCAAAUUUGUAGGUUUAUAGCCUUAAAACACUAAUGAUUCCAAAUAAAUAGUUUCUUUAAAAGUCAAAUGUUUAUGUCCUUUCCACAGCUAGCAGUUGACAUAUGCAUUAUUUUGUCCUAAAAGGAAUAAAAAGACUCUCAUGGUUUUAGGCCAACCUAUUAAAAAUGAUGAAUAUGAAAACAUUUUGCAUACUGUAAAGAAUGUUUAAUGCAAUCACACUGUGAAUUUGAGAGUUUGAGAGGAAUCUGAAUUAAAUGUUAAUGAAAAUA
Molecule: messenger RNA, 1665 nt
Organism: Carassius carassius (crucian carp)
Lineage: Eukaryota; Metazoa; Chordata; Actinopteri; Cypriniformes; Cyprinidae
Exons: 4
Coding region: 181-1350 (389 amino acids)
Source: RefSeq, a predicted model, not a curated record